This is a messenger RNA of Aspergillus welwitschiae, 338 nucleotides long. RefSeq lists its product as uncharacterized. The record is from RefSeq and is a predicted model, not a curated record. Lineage: Eukaryota; Fungi; Ascomycota; Eurotiomycetes; Eurotiales; Aspergillaceae. The transcript has a single exon. Bases 100 to 291 code for a protein of 63 amino acids.
UCCUUUCAUGGAAAGGUAUCGAACACUAUUGAGCUCAUUGGACGGCACUGGUCAUGCCUGGGGCUCUCAAUAGUAUGAGCUUGCAUACUGCCGGCAUGCAUGCCUUCUCUAGGAUAUCCUAAAAUUCUCUUUCUUCUUCUGUGUUCUUACUUUAUAUUUGGCGUUCUGGUUUUAUCACGAAGUGGUCCAGGAAACUGUUACCCUAUCCUCUUGUUCUGGUCUAAGCGCACUCUUUGGUACAAUAGAAGGUCACCAAACCACGCUAUGGCAUCGAAAACGGCCAGGCUGUAGUGCACUAUCGAAUACAAUGCCAUAAGAUUAAGUGUUACAACUUCGUA